CGACUAAACGAUAUGUGAAAAUUCAGCAUGAUAGGAUCCACAAAUUCUACUUCUGUUUGAGAAAUCAUAGAAAAACUACAACUACAACAGGAAAUGACGCUAGUUAAAAUGAAGUGACGCAAAUUACGUUUUGUGACAUUAUGUUUGCGAAAGACAAAAACAGUGGACAGGCAUAGGAUGGUUGUAUUUUUGGAAACCAACUACCUGACCUCGAGACAGGCUGAAGAGAACAUUGCCCUAUAUAAAGCAUUGCUGUGUAAACGGGCCGUGUUCUGGUCGGGAUCAGGCUCUGAAGAAAGUCGAAAACGACAUCAACAUCAGCAGAUGGACGGAGCAAGUCGGGAACAAAACAACCGUGUCACCCUGACUACAUGAGAGGCUGAAUCAUUCACAGGCUAGUCAGCCACGGGACCGUCGACUUUGGCAGUCCGUGUCGGUUUAUAUUGAUAUUACAUAUUAAACAGUCCAUCUGACAAGACUUGUUUACUGUGGUUUAAAGGCUGUACAUGGUUUUACAUACGUCCGAUAGACGGUAGACGACCGGUCUCCGCCAGACUAGCAAGUUAGCAAGCUAUUGUUAGCCGGAGCUAACGUUACCCUUAUCCGAACAGCUGGGUAGCUAGCAGCAGAAUGUAACUUGGGUUUCGAGACAGAAUUUAUGUAGAAAAUUGUUUACUUCAAUUAGUUCUCAGUAGAGACUGACCAUAAGAAUGUGAAGCACAAUGGCCAACUUUGAAACGUACCACGAGUAUCAGAGAAUCGAGGACUUUGAGGAGGACUCACCGCCAGAGGAGGAUUUACUGGUGCAUGUGCCUGAAGGCCUGAAAGACUCAUGGCACCACAUCAAGAACCUGGAUAACCUUCUUUACAAGGAUUUAUCAUUUCAUCAAAAGAAUGGCUUCGCUUAUAUGUUGUCAGAGUUCUUUGAGCUUGUUCAGUUUUUGUUUGUUCACAUUCACCCGUUUCUCGUCAACUGUGUGGAGUACGAUGUCCUGUUUGCUAAUCGGGCAGACCACACAGUGCCGGGCCAGAAUCCCUUGGACAGGAACAAGGUCACUCUCCCAGAUGCCAUCCUACCUAGCCAGCAGUGCACUCAGAGGAUUCAAGACAAUAGCUGGAACAUAUUUCUCAUUAUGGCCACCAUCUUUUGGAUCUACCGACUUGUGAAAGUUUUUUGCAAUGUUCUCAGCUACUGGGAGAUUAGGCAAUUCUACAUCAAGGCACUCAAGAUCAGAAUGGAUGAACUAUGCAACUUCACAUGGCAGGAAGUCCAGGACAGGCUCAUUAGCCUGCAACGGGAACAGCAAAUGUGUAUACACAAAGAGCUGACAGAACUUGAUAUCUAUCACCGCAUUCUCCUUAAGAACUACAUGGUGGCCAUGAUCAACAAAUCGCUGCUGCCAGUACAGCUACAGCUCCCCCUGCUGGGCAAUGUGGUGUUCCUCACCCAAGGCCUCAAGUAUAACUUUGAGCUCAUCCUCUUCUGGGGUCCGGCGCUGUUUCAGAAUAAGUGGAAUCUGCAUCCAAAGUACAAACGGAGUGGAAACCGAUUGGAGCUCGCACAGCAGCUUAGUAGGGUCAUCCUUCUGAUGGGAUUAGCCAAUUUGUUGCUAUGCCCCUUCAUUCUGGUGUGGCAAGUGCUUUAUGCUUUCUUCAGCUAUACUGAAAUAAUUCGCAGAGAACCCGGGAGCCUCGGAGCAAGACGCUGGUCUCUGUUUGGUCGUUUAUAUCUGCGGCAUUUUAAUGAGCUGGACCACGAGCUACAUGGACGUUUGGGUCGUGGAUACAAACCCACAUCUAAAUACAUGAACUCAUUUACGUCACCACUGCUGACUGUCUUUGCUAAGAACCUUGCCUUCUUCUCUGGCUCAGUCUUGGCGGUACUUAUUGCACUGACGGUCUAUGAUGAAGAUGUUCUCACAGUGCAGCAUAUUCUGACCGCUAUCACUGUGCUCGGAGUGGUUUAUUACAUCACCAGGUCCUUCAUCCCAGAUGAGCAUAUGGUAUGGUGCCCUGAACAGCUGCUCCAGUGCAUGCUGGCACACAUUCACUACAUGCCAGACCACUGGAGGGGCAAUGCUAACAAGAGCGAGACCCGUGACGAGGUGGCACAGCUGUUCCAAUACAAAGCGGUGUUUAUCUUGGAGGAGCUGCUUAGUCCAAUUGUCACCCCCUUCAUCCUCAUUUUCCACCUGAGGAAUAAGUCUCUAGAGAUUAUUGACUUCUUCAGGAACUUCACUGUUGAGGUGGUUGGAGUCGGGGACAUCUGCUCCUUCGCACAAAUGGACAUCAGGCGCCAUGGAAACCCAACAUGGAUGUCGGAGGGACAGACAGAAGCCUCCAUAUACCAACAGGCUGAAAAUGGCAAAACAGAGUUGUCCCUAAUGCAUUUCACCAUCAAGAACCCACGUUGGCAACCGCCUCAGGAGAGCUCAGUGUUCAUCAGCCAUCUGAAGGAGAAGGUGCAGCAUGAUGCCCUGAGUGGCCCCCCCACCCAGCAGCUGCUCUCUGAGGCUCCACUCUGCACCUCGCUGCAGUCCAAUGAGUCUGGCACUGUGCCUGAAAACCUGCUGGCCAGUGUCUUGGCCCAUCCCAUUCUGACUGCAUCUGGACUCCAAGGUCGUGAGCAUCGCUUGAUCCCACCGAGUACUGCUGCCUCUGCUGCUGCCAGUGUCUUGGCAUCUUUGUCCAGCUAGUUUGCACAUACCGGCCGCGUUCGCUCACAUGGCUUCCUCCCCUCCUCCAUCCAUCCAGAGAGCACCAUGUACCGCAGUGAUCGCACUAUUAUUGACAGUAUGUCUAACAGUGACUCUCGCAUGCGAAGCAAUACACUGCACUCAGAGUUUGCCUCAGCAGAGAUGAGUCUCCACGCCAUCUACAUGCAUGAGCUCCACCAGCAGAAUUCUCACCCACAAAGAUCUUCAGGACAGUGGCAGACAGUGCCGAUGAGAGAUCUUCACACCAACACUGGUUUGCAGGGACACAGUGGCUUUGGUGCCAGCAGCUCCAUGUCCACUCCUGUCCACCUCGGAGGCUGGCAAGAAGAAGAGGAAGAGAAUGAAGAUGAUCAAGAGAUUAACAGUGGAUCUACUCCAAAACAGGGCACUGGGAGUAGUUGUUGAAGUGCCUUACGUCAUAAGUGUUUACAUUUUACUUUCUUCAAGAACAUCGUGGCCUUAGAAGAUCUUCAUGGAGAAUUUAGCAUGGACCUUUAAAAUAUCACUCAACAUUUGUUGUAGGAGGGGCUCAACUGAAUAACCACUGUCCCUGCUCCUCCAUCAUGCCUCAUCCUGUCACAUCUGGCAGACUAUGGCAUCAGGGAAACCAUAUGUCUUCCAUCCGCUUCAUCAUGACUUUGCCAUAAUCUUGUACAGACAAACUGCUUGUAAAUUGUGUGACAGAAUGAAAUUCAUGACUUCUGCUGUGCCGCACGAGCACACAAUGCAAAGUAUCUGUGCAUCACAAGGUUUUAUAGUGUGAGUCUUAGUUGAAGUUUGAACAGAAUGGUGUUGUCAUCUGUGCUACAAAGACUGCAAAAUGAUAGUGCAGCUGCCUGAAAAACUAUCGUCUUCAAAAAGAAAUCAAUAGUUGAAGUUGCGCUGUUUGACCCUUGUGAUUUGUAAAUACACUUUUACGUCUUACUUAUCCUUCAUUUUUAUCACCAGAACUAAUCCAAGAAAAAAAUGACAAAGUAUUGAUGAAAAAAAUGUCUGUAGUUGCUACACAUACCCAGCAACUAUGUCACAAAACAUGUCUUUUUAAGCAGACAUAUAUUUGUUCAGUAUUCAUAUACUUAAAGCUGAUGUAUCAAGAUAAUGCCAUUCCUUAAAAACCGGACUGAAAUAACAGCCCAGAUACACUUGAAGAAAUCCUAAUGCAGGUAUAAGAUGCAUUUUAAUUCCGUUAAAGCAGUCAGCUUUAUGCCUUAACACUUAAUAAACACCCAUAAAUCCUAGUUUUCCGUAUUACUUCAAUGGUACCUCAAGAAAUGAUUCCAAUCAAUACCUCUGUGAAUUACACACAGAUGCAUCUUUUAACUGCAUUGGAUUUUAACUUCGGGUUUAAAUGGAGUCUGUUGUAUUUUCUGCCCUUCCCUUGCUUUGGCUUUUCCCUAAGUACAUUUUUUGAGCAAAUGGCGCCCCAGAAAUAUUAGGAAAACAAAUAUUUUCAUGAACAAAACAGGGUGGUAUUGCUUUUACAAAUCAUUGUUCUGCAUGUUAAUGUUAUGUUGUUUUUCCUGAAUGACACGUGCUAUUGCAUCUGCACCUUAAGAUUUGAGGAGUUUAGAUCAUCAGUUCUUUUCAGUAUUUUAAAAGGUCUUUCCAGCAUCCUGUAUUAGCUUUGGAUUUAUUUAUUAUCUGUCCCCCCAACUAUUUAAUUAUCUCUGUGUAUUUAUAUUUUAAAAUCAUUUAUUUAAAUUGUUUUUGACAAUUAUUUACAUCAUGAAAAGCUUAAAAUUUUAAUGAUGAAAAAGACCCCAGCUACCUUAAAUUCUGAUAUAAAGUAAUAAGUUAGUUUCAGUCAAGGUUUUUUCAAAGAGCCAGCUGCAUGAUAUUGACGGUGAAUAAACUAGGUCUAUAUUUGCUAGUUCAUGCAGUGCACACAAUACUGCUUUUUUUGGUCACUUUACAUAGAGUAGUUUACAGUAACAAAUACUGUAGUUUUCCAUUAUCGCAAUGUACAUAUAUUUCUUUGUUCUCUCAUGCUCAGAAAUCUUUCACCCUGUUGUUGGAGUGUUUGUGUGUCCGUGGAAGCAAUGCAUUUUGAUAUAAUAAUCCUAACAUGACCUCUGUUUUGCACUGACAAAAAGCAAGCUGUCUUUUUAAACGUACAUGUAAAACUCUCGCAUCCGUUGUUUCAGAAAGGGCAGGUCUUAAAGGGACCUAGAGUCAGUCUCCAUCCUGAAUGACCUCUUCAUGUAUUCUUUUGUAAUUGUCCACAGUUGAGCGCAUGGAGACACUGUGGCCAAUCACAAGGAGUUGUUCUUACCUCUGGUCAGUGUUUGGGAUGUCGUGCGUUUCUGUCAUUAUGUAAAAUAUGCUUACAAGGGUACUGUGGUCACUGGUCAUUUGUGAUAAUCUCUGCAUUAUCAUACGAAUGCAGCGGGUUGACUUUGUAGACACUGGAGCUCAGCUUUGUGCACAGAGUUGGUUUCUUUUGACAGUCUCCACAUGUACACCGCACUGUUAUUGUCAGUCGUUUUAAUUUAAGCAGUGCCUUAGUAUUAAGGAUUAGUAUUUGCUCAUUCUAGAAGCCAUUUCCUCUACAGCAUUUGAUUUACAGAUUUAGCAGCACAUACUAUGUACAGGUCGUUUUGGCAAGUCAUUGUUUAUAGCCUCAAGUAUGUAGAGAAAUUGUGGAUGUGGCUUGUAAGAUGCAAACACAGAUGUGGAGAUCUUGUGUCAGUCUGUUGUAUUAAACAGUACACUUCAUAUCACGGUGUGUAAACUUGCACUGUCUUCGUAAUCCUGAGGUGAAAGGCAGGAGUAUACCCUGUACUUGGCAGCGUCAUCAUGGCCAACCCUCUCACCACACUCUGGUUUCUUAUCCAUUAUACACCAGUCAAGGUGUCACAAUGACUGGAACAAGGUGCUAAGUUUCAUCCUGAAAUGUUGAAUAUGUUUUCAGACAUUGUUUUUUGUUUUGUUAAAUAGGUUUGUCUUUUAUUUGGUUGUGUAAAUUAAGAAACACUAGCUGAAAAAUGAAACAUGCCAAAAGAACUCGUUUUCGGCACAGCUUUACAAUAUAUGUGUUAUUUCCUGUGUGUGAAUAGAGAGGCAAAUAAAUCUUAUUUUGAGUGUAUUUGAUCGUUUCGAGUGUGACUGAUAUGUGAUGUUUAUUUGAAAUAAAAAUCUAUUUAAAUUUUC
This is a messenger RNA of Sphaeramia orbicularis (orbiculate cardinalfish), 5867 nucleotides long. It is a transcript of the gene atg9b, whose product is annotated as autophagy related 9B. Lineage: Eukaryota; Metazoa; Chordata; Actinopteri; Kurtiformes; Apogonidae. Gene Ontology annotation, cellular component: autophagosome; phagophore assembly site. Gene Ontology annotation, biological process: reticulophagy; piecemeal microautophagy of the nucleus; protein localization to phagophore assembly site. The record is from RefSeq and is a predicted model, not a curated record.